Molecule: messenger RNA, 3021 nt
Organism: Effrenium voratum
Lineage: Eukaryota; Dinophyceae; Suessiales; Symbiodiniaceae
Source: the annotation of a GenBank genome assembly
AUGGACGGGGAGACCAUCAAGCUCCCCAUCACCUGCUUGCGGUUUGCAAAGCCAGUGGACGGGCUGCCAUGCCUAGAAGACUGGAUGGGCUGCUUUGAGAGCAUGUUCUUCGGCUCGGUGGACCUGGGCAGGGAGCCACUUGAUGUCGCCGUUGAGGUGCCGCCAGGGGCUAGCAGCAUCAACUGCGAGGCUGCGGCCCUGGACCAGGUCAAAGGCUGGACAAGAUCUUCUGUGCUUGCCUUGCUGCUGAUAGCAGCUGCGGAAUAUGACCUCGGCGACCCGUCCACCAUGGACAAGCUCCAACCUCUUGAGAAUGCCCUUGUGUGGCUUGUCCCCUCGCACAUCUCCGUGAACAUGGACACAGCAAAGCAGAGCUACCGGAACCUCUGCUUGUCCUACAGAGGUUCAGAGAGACAGCCGCCCAAUUCGCUGCAGCUGGCCUUGCGGUUUUCGCAGAUUAUUGAGAUGCGAGACAAGCAGGGUGUCCACAACAAGCUUUGGACCCCGGAGCAGCGGCUGCAGGAGGUUGUGGACGAAUUCAACGAGACGUCAGGUCUGCAGCAGAAGCACAGGGUCGAUGCUGAACGGUUUCGCUCCCUGUUGAACUUGAUUUCCGGCAGCUGCGAGGAGUCCCGGCAAGUCCUUCGGCAGCACCUGAACCACCACAAGUGGCGGGAGAGCGCCUUCAGCGUGGAGCAAUUCAAGGGUAGCCGCUGGUUGGUGGGUGCGACGCCCAAGUCUACCUGCCCUCCUGACAUGAAGCAAGCUCUGACAGUGACGCCUGAGUCGCAGCGCAUGCACUUCGAGCUCAUUGUGCACACAUUCGUCGAGGGGGGCAGGAAGCUCCGGCCAAGCGCAAGGUCACGCACGCGCGCUGCGCCCGAGGUCUUUGACAGGCAUGCUGACUACGCCUGCAUCUUCGCCACAAUCUUGACUGCUGCCCGGCAGCUGUCCACAUGGACAGCUGAGAAGGAGGAACAGCUUUACAAGCUGUUCCUCCAGAAGGCCUACUUCACGGACAUAGAGGCGGCGAUUGUAGCAAAGCUGGACAGCUGGCGGGUGUCACACCUGGCGGUCUGGGCGGACUACGUGGAGCCCAAGGUGCCGACCAUCACCAUCAGCGACAGCGUCGACAUUGGCAUUGCUGAGGAUGAGGCCCAGGCUGCCAGGUUCCGGGAGGUGCGCGCCAAGCUCAGCUCGGACAUGAUGGCAAUGGCGCAGUGGAACGCACGGCAGGAAGAAAACAGGAAACGGGCACACGUGAUCAGCGUGUUGCACGAGAAGAGCCAGGUUGAGACCGGCAAGAAGCUGCUUGUCUCAUUGAGUAGUAGAUGCUUAAAAGUUCUUAGCAGCAGUCGUUGCAAGACUUUACGUUGGAAGCCCCCAGGCUGGCAGACGCCUACAUGGAGCAGUGGUGUAAGCCCUUUGGAUGUGCGCCUCAUCCUCUACGUCGAUUGCACCAAGUUCGGGGUCAUGACCCAGAAGGAAGUCAACGACGUGGCAGACACAGUGGAGAAGCAUUUGAAUUACGGCGCAGGUGGUGGCAUCGCUGUGAUCCUGCCACCUUUGUUGAGCGGCAGUACUUCUGGCGGCUCGCUCCGGCAGGACUGGUGGAGCUCCGACAGUUUCACUCUGAACUUGGACUUGAGUGAGCUGCAUCGGAACAGGGAGUUGCCGGCAGCCUACUUGUGCUUCCUGGGCGUGCAGGACCACGCGCUUCCGAUGAAGGGAACCGCCCACAGAGCAGUCAAGGGUGUUCCAACCAGUGGGCAAGAUGGGGUCAAGGCCAACUCGCUCCCUGGCAUUGACUUGUUGCCAAAUUUUAAAGCUUGUCUACGCGGCAUGUCCAACGCCCUGACAAGCAACCUGAGGUUCUGCGCUUCUCCGCUGUGGCAGAAGCAGGCGUUGGCUGUGAAGGACUUCCCCUUUGCCAUUCAGGAGAAGGACUUUAUCAUUCCUGGUGACUCCCUGCUGCACUUGAACGACCAGCGGCGCAACCUCACAGAUUUCCAGGAAACGGCGCAGUGGCUUGGUGGCGUCGGCGUGCCCAAGGCCAUCUUCAAGUCUUUGCUUGGCGAUGAUGCAAAAGGACGCACCAAGCAGGUUGUGGCAGUGAUCCACAUGACAUCCUAUGACGGAUGCGCAGAGCUGGCUUGCCUUCAGCUUGGGCUCCCGGUCAUGGGAAGCACGCCUGUGGAAGCCAACUUCCAGUGUGCGUCCAACGCGGUUCGCAACCAGUUGCUGCAGGCGUGGAAGGACAACAUUCAGCCCAUGGACAAGGUGGCCCCACGGUACCGGGCAAGCCCAGCCCAGGAAGAGAUGCCAGUCUCGCCAGAGAGGCCGACUCUGGAAAUCUGCCAGCACCAGCAGGGAACUUUGCUGCUGCCCCGGGACAUUCGACAGCAUUUUUUGCAGUGCCCGCUGUGGGGCCCAGAGUGGAGGGAUGUGCUGAAGGACUUCGACAAGGCAUGGAGCGAGAAGCACGGUAAGGCCUUGGCCGAGAUGACUGUGACAGGAACGCCAGGCUGCACAUUGAUGCUGCUAGAGGACCACGCCCUCUUUGUUUGCGCCCAGGAAGCCGUCUCUAUAGACUCCAGCAUGGCCUUUCUGGCACACGGGGCAGGCACGUGGCUGUUGGGGGACAAGGCGACCAAGCUCAAGGCCGAACACCCUGAGAAAGGCUUUGAGUGCAAGUGGAACAGUGAUGAGGAUUUGGUGGUUUUGGAGGCGGAUGGGGCGGAUAGUCCACCAUGCACCUUGCGCAAGGCCCUCCAAACUGUGGAGAAGGGCGGCCUGGUGGACUUCACUCUUCGAGGGCAUUCAGUGACACGCCCGCCAGAGGUGGCCCAGGGCCACGCAGAUGACAAGUUCACCAUUGUGGCGACCAAUGACAUUUUGUGGAAAGCAAACAAUGUGGCCAUCAAGAGCCUCAAGAGCCACAACGUGGCCUCCACGUUCACCAAAGCAAAGCUGGAGAAGGUGCUGAAGCUUGCUCCUUGUCUCGUCUUCAAUCCAGGCUGA